GACUAUUCCCCCAACACCCACCACCCUUUUUUAAUUCUAACAUCCCACACUCUUCUUCACAUUCAUCACCACCACCACCACCAUAAUAAUAAAAAUAACAAUAAUGAAGAUCCAAUGUGAUGUAUGCAACAACAACGAGGCCUCAGUCUACUGCUCCGCCGACGAAGCCGCCCUAUGCUCCGCCUGCGACCACCGCGUCCACCACGCCAACAAGCUCGCCGGAAAACACCCACGGUUCUCCCUCCACCACCCGCCGCCUAAAGACUCACCGGUAUGUGACAUAUGUCAGGAGAAAAAAGCUUUCUUGUUUUGUCAACAAGAUAGAGCAAUACUAUGUAAAGAUUGUGACGAUGGUAUACAUAAAGUCAACCAACUUAAACAAAACCACCACCGGUUUCUUCUCACCGGUGUUAAGUUAUCUCCGACGGCUUCUUUGUACUCUUCUGUAUCUUCUCCGGCGAAGUUGCCGGCCGUAAAGUCCGGUGGUGUUGUUGAACGACAGCAGAAACCGGUUAGUUGUUCGGUUGUGAAUCAGACUAGUGUUUGUAAAGGUACUAACUGCCACCAAGAGUUAAACGGGUCGGGUCAUGGGUCAACGGCUAGUAGUAUAUCGGAGUAUUUGAUUGAGACGCUUCCCGGUUGGCACGUUGAGGAUUUUCUUGAUCCUCCUACAAGUUUCUCCAAGAAAAUACAAGUUGGUGACAAUGAUCCGGGACCAAUUUGGGGCGGUGAUCUAAUAGAUGGAAGCUUGAAUAAUUCUUUGUUACCGGAAUCGAUGGGGAUAUGGGUCCCACAAGCACCACAGCCAGCACAGUAUGGUCACGUGCUUCAACAAUUCGAACCCGGUUCGAAUAUGGGCUUUGGGGAUCAAACAAUUAGCGGAUCAUCACUUGUGUUUGCUCAAAAUAACUAUACCAAUAUUAACAAGAUCACUAGUGUCGCUAAAUCGAGCCGAAAUUGGAUACCCGACAACGCAAAUUGCUUCACGGUGCCUCAGAUCAGUCCAUGUUCGACGACGACUUCGAAGAGAUCAAGAACACUAUGGCAAUGAACCCCUAUCAAGUUUCUUUUUUUAUUUGUUGUUGUUAUGGUGUAUGUUGUUUUAGAUGUUUCUUUUAAUCCAAAUGAGUUUUGGUUCUUUGAUCAUUUGGCCUCUUUGAUUAAGGUGCCUUAUUGUGAAUCUUGAUUGAAUGAAGUGAUACCUUAAUAAUUGGUAA
Messenger RNA from Helianthus annuus (common sunflower), 1217 nucleotides. Its product is annotated as B-box zinc finger protein 20. Gene Ontology annotation, molecular function: zinc ion binding. Gene Ontology annotation, cellular component: nucleus. The transcript is spliced from 2 exons. The record is from RefSeq and is a predicted model, not a curated record. NCBI's taxonomy places the organism in Eukaryota, Viridiplantae, Streptophyta, Magnoliopsida, Asterales, Asteraceae. The coding region runs from base 104 to 1051 and encodes 315 amino acids. Gene Ontology annotation, biological process: regulation of DNA-templated transcription; photomorphogenesis.